UUUGCUCGGCGCGAGCAAAAUACUGGAUGGAAUCAUGGCCGCGCGGCUCCAAGCUCCGUCAAGCAAGCACCAACCGAAAGGGAAAGGAGAUGCUCCGGAUAAAGAGGCAUCCAUCUGCUCCGGCGAUUCCGUGAUGGUGGCGUGGGGGCGCCCACCGCCCGCGUCGAUCGGACGCGGUCGUCCGUCCCGUCCCCACGGCCGCCAUUCAUGUUCCCCAAGUCCCCAUCGCCAUCGGUGUUCGCCCCUUUAAAGGCCCCGCACCCCCGCGCGAGGAGGGCGAUCACCGGAGACGGCGGCGUCGCUUAUUGCCCCCCGCGCGGCUGAACAAGAGCUCACAACGAGUCGCGACACGCACGAGCGGGCCCGAUGGCUAGCCUGACCGUGCCGCCGGUGCCGACGUGGCCCCGGCAGGAUGCCAUCGACCUCCACAGGGCGUUCAAAGGGUUUGGGUGCGACAGCACGACGGUGAUCAGCAUCCUGGCGCACCGCGACGCGACGCAGCGCGCGCUCAUCCAGCAGGAGUACCGCGCCGUGUUCAACCAGGACCUCGCCCGCCGCAUCGCCUCCGAGCUCAGCGGCCACCACAAGCGCGGCAUGCUGCUGUGGAUCCUGGACCCGGCCGCCCGCGACGCGACGAUCCUGAAGCAGGCGCUCACCGGCGACAUCACCGACCUCCGCGCCGCCACGGAGAUCGUCUGCUCCCGGACCCCGUCGCAGCUCCACAUCAUGCGGCAGACCUACCGCGCCCGGUUCGGCUGCCACGUCGAGCACGACGUCACCGAGCGCACCUCCGGCGACCACCAGCGGCUGCUGCUGGCGUACCUCGCGAUCCCGCGGUGCGAGGGGGCCGCGGCGGACCAGGCGGCGGCGGCGCUGGACGCGCGGGACCUGUACCGCGCCGGCGAGCGGCGGCUGGGCACCGACGAGCGCGCCUUCAUCCGCGUGUUCAGCGAGCGCGGGUGGGCGCACCUGGCCGCCGUGGCGCGCGCGUACCGCCACAUGUACGACCGGUCCCUGGAGGAGGCCGUCAAGGGCGAGACGUCGGGCAGCUUCGGCUUCGGCCUCCUCACCAUCCUCCGCUGCGCCGACAGCCCCGCGAGGUACUUCGCCAAGGUGCUGCACAAGGCGAUGAAGGGGCUGGGCACGAGCGACUCGGCGCUGAUCCGGGUGGUGGUGACGCGGGCGGAGAUCGACAUGCAGUACAUCAAGGCGGAGUACCACAGGAUGUACAAGCGCUCGCUCGCCGACGCCAUCCACUCGGAGACCUCAGGGAACUACCGCACCUUCCUCCUCUCCCUCGUCGGGAGCGACCGCGCCUACUACUGAUCACCGUCAUGUCGCAGAUGGGACUCCACGGCUGCCCUGCUCCGUCCAGGCAGAGCUCACUCUGCCUCCGUCAGCGAAGCAACCGCCAUUGCCAUCGUUGUGUCCCAGUGCAUCGUUUCAGGAUUCUUCUGUGUAAUCUUCUGUAACAUGUACCUGCGCAUGAUGAUUCUUCUGUGUAAUCUUCUGUAACAUGUACCUGCGCAUGAUGAAGCUUUGGCGUAUCGCAGCGAUCAA
Panicum hallii is the source of this 1560-nucleotide messenger RNA. RefSeq names its product annexin D5-like. Gene Ontology annotation, cellular component: cytoplasm. The transcript has 3 exons. Bases 367 to 1326 code for a protein of 319 amino acids. Gene Ontology annotation, molecular function: calcium ion binding; calcium-dependent phospholipid binding. Lineage: Eukaryota; Viridiplantae; Streptophyta; Magnoliopsida; Poales; Poaceae. The record is from RefSeq and is a predicted model, not a curated record.